Perca fluviatilis (European perch) is the source of this 2519-nucleotide messenger RNA. RefSeq names its product mitochondria localized glutamic acid rich protein b (gene mgarpb). The transcript is spliced from 7 exons. NCBI's taxonomy places the organism in Eukaryota, Metazoa, Chordata, Actinopteri, Perciformes, Percidae. The coding region runs from base 117 to 1739 and encodes 540 amino acids. The record is from RefSeq and is a predicted model, not a curated record.
CUCUGCCAUCAGCAUUGAGUGCUCCGACCUUUUCAGUCAUCUUUAAAAAGCUGCUGGGAAGCUUCUGCAAACACACGGACACGCACUCGCUGACCUGCUGCUGAUACCGGGGCAAGAUGUUCUGCAGACGGGCACUGCUGAGAGUCGGGCCGCUGGCACGGAGGGCUUUCAAACCUACAUCCAGACAUGCAGCUCCAGUGCGACACAUGGCCUUCGGGGUUCCUGGUGGCUCCAGCAACAUGGCGUACUUUGUUUUGUGUGGAGGAGGCCUAACUGCUGCGGUCGUCUAUGCCUACAAGACGGUCAACGGUGAUAGCGAGCGCUAUGAGGACAGGCUCGCCAACAUGGGCUCCGCGGCAAAGGCUCCUGAGGCAGAGGCAGCACCAGAAGUGGCAGCUCCUGCAGCUGAACCCGCCCCGGUGGAGGAGGCGGCGCCCACCGCAGAAGUCACCGAAGAGGUGGUCGUCGAGGAGGCAGCUGCCGAGGCUGUCCCUGCUCCUGCAGAACCAGUAGCGGAGAUCGCCGCCGAACCGGUCGUUGACGCCGCGUCUGAAGAAGCCGUGUCUGAAGAAGCAGCCGCCGUGGCCUCGGAGGUGGUGGUUGCUGAGGCUGCAGCUGAGCCAGCAGUCCCAGAAGAAGCUGCUCCACCUGUAGAAGCAGUUCCUGAAGCUGUGGAAGUGGCUGCCACAGAGGAGGCCCCUGCAGCAGAGGCCCCUACAGCAGAGGCCCCUGCAGCCGAAGCCCCUGCAGCCGAAGCCCCUGCAGCAGAGAGCGCUGAGUCUAUGCCCGAUCUGCUCACAGCUGUGAAGAUCUUGGCCGGCUCCCCAGUUGAGAUUGCAGCAGCUUCUGUUGGUGACAAGAGUCUAGUGAAAGCCGUCCGGGAAAUAGAGGGCGAUGGAAGAAGUUUGGACUCCACACCGGAGGUGGUAGAGCCAGAAGUCCUGGGAGCAACCGCAGAGGUGGUAGCUAAAGAAGCGGCCGAAGAGGCGGCGGUUGUAGUGACCGAGGAGGAGCUGAAGUCUGCAGAAGCCGGUGCUGAUGCAGAAGAUGCAGAAGCUCCAGCUGCUGAACAGCUGGUUAAAGAGGAGACCUCUGCUCCUGUAGCAGCAGAGGAGACGGAGGCGGUGGCUGCAUCUCAGUCUGAGGAACCUACAACUUCAGCCCCGACAGUGGAGGAGCUGGGUGAGGAUGAGUGUGAAGAGCAAGCUGCGGUCCCUGGCGCUGCUCUGGAGGAGGCUGUCUCCUCCACAGAGGCCUCGCCUGAAGAUGCUGCUCCCGCUGAGGAAGCCACACCAGCUGUGGAGGCCGCCACUACCACCGCUGCCGCCGCUGCUGCUGCUGCUGAUCCGGUGGAUGAGACAUCAGCAGGUGAGAGGUCACCUGCGGCUGAGACAUCAGCGGAGGAGGCAGCAGCUGAAGUGUCCGCAGACGAGACACACAGUGAAGCUGCGGCUGUUGUGGACACGACUCAGCUGGCUGCAGCCUCCUCUGGGUCGGACCUGGAGGUCCUUUCAGCCGCUGACGCAGAAUCUACGUCAGAGGCUCCGGCACAGGAGGCCAAGCACUGCCACGCCUGCCACUCUGCUCCAUCAGCAGAGGAGCAGGGGGCGCCACCUGCUGCUUUGGCCAUUGAGGAAGUUGUGGAUGUAACACAUGAGGUCCAGGAGGCAGUGUCACUGGUGGAAGGACAAAAGCCAAAGGUGUCUAUCUGGAGUGUAAAAAGCUGCUCAGUGAUGUAAUAGUACAGUUAAGAAGCCACAGAGACCAUGGUGGUGGUGACAAGCCAGUUAUGACAUGACAGACAGUGUGCCUUCCACAACACUCUCUCAUCUGUCAACCGAGCCAGGACGGCUGAUGAAAACAACACGAGGACAACUAGCCACUGGUUUAACUAGCUAUAAUGUGUCCUUUUCGAAAUGUUACCAGCUUUAUUUUAUUUUUUAUGUUUCCCAUCUGUUUCCGAUCAGUCUUUAUUAGCAUUUGUGAAAUGAUUCCCAUUCUGUCACAUUGUCCUCUAGGUGCCACUGUUGCAAAGCUUUUCAUGACCAGUUUAUUGGAACAGUUUCUUUGUAGUUGUCUCUGUUGUGGUAGGCAGUGAAAGGAGUUUGUUGUUCAUGUAAUGUUGUGAUAAACUGAUUUUCAUAUAUUUGCUUUUUAAAGGUGAUAUCAAUAGUAGGCUAUAUCCAUAUUUUAAUGCAUAUCUAGUAUCCAUUUUGUAGUGUUGUUUAUGUUUUACCUUCUACAACAAGAUCAAUUAUAUUCAAGUUCCAACUAGUAUAAAUUAAUUUGGAACCCUCACUUAGUCGAUUAUAUUCAACAGUAACAUUCCUCCAAUUAUCUAUGAGUUGUAGAAAUAGUUGCCGGUGCACUGCAUGAAUGAUCAUAUAUUAACUAUAUAUCAUAACAACAUAUUAAAAAGUUAGUAUGCCAAUUGUUAUUUAGUUAAUAACGAUUUCCCUGUUGUCAUGAUAAUGUGCUUACAUAGACACUUUAAAUAAAGUGAUGUAUACAAAAUUGAA